Cydia strobilella is the source of this 807-nucleotide messenger RNA. RefSeq names its product selenoprotein M-like. Lineage: Eukaryota; Metazoa; Arthropoda; Insecta; Lepidoptera; Tortricidae. Gene Ontology annotation, cellular component: endoplasmic reticulum lumen. The record is from RefSeq and is a predicted model, not a curated record. Bases 118 to 444 code for a protein of 108 amino acids. Gene Ontology annotation, molecular function: oxidoreductase activity. The transcript is spliced from 2 exons.
CUCAGUCCGAGUUAGCAGCCUGAGGGGUAGCUUAACUUGCUAGUGUUUAAAACUUAUUUAUCCGCCGCCGUAACUUAACCUGUGUAUAUUUCGUCAACCGCAAGUUAUCCUGUCACAAUGAAAACACUAGCAAUAUUCUGUGCAGUACUAGCAUUAGCAUCUGCUUACGACCAAUCGAACAUCGUAGGGGCCAGGAUAGAGACCUGUCGUGGAUGCUCGUUGAACCGACUUCCUCAAGUGAAGCAGUUCGUGAUGGAAGACGCGCCCCUGUAUGAACAUGUAGAAGUUAAGUUCAUCACUGGCGCGGCGCCUGAGGUAGUGCUACUUGGUGAAAACGACCAUGAACUGGAGAGGCUGCCACUCUCCCACAUGGAUCGCAAGGAGUGCAAUCAGCUUCUUGAGGAAAGGGGGUUCGUAAAAAAAGAAAAGAAAUCAGAGUUCUAAUUUGUGGUUUAGGCCCACAGAGGUGUAAAAAAAAUACGAUUGAAGGUCACAUAAAAAAUGGAUACAGUGGAUUAAUGCCCAAACAAUUUAAAAAAAGCUAGAUUGAAAUAUGUGCUGUAAGUUUUACUAUUUACUACAUUCCAUGUGUGAAAUGGUAUAUGAAGCAAUAUAUAGUAUUAACUUGUAGCUAAUUUUGCCUAUUAUGAUGGAAAUAGUCUUCUACAAUUAGUACAAAUUUAUGUUUAGUUCAUAGGAAAUAUCUGUAAUAAUGAGGAAUCUUGUCUGCCAUUACUAUUAAGUAUCAGUGUUUCAUGGCCACUGACAAAGCUAGAAUUGUAAAAUAAUAAACAGGUUUUCACAAGA